Molecule: messenger RNA, 3936 nt
Organism: Ipomoea triloba (trilobed morning glory)
Lineage: Eukaryota; Viridiplantae; Streptophyta; Magnoliopsida; Solanales; Convolvulaceae
Product: putative late blight resistance protein homolog R1B-17
Exons: 3
Coding region: 1-2634 (877 amino acids)
Biological process (GO): defense response to other organism
Molecular function (GO): ADP binding
Source: RefSeq, a predicted model, not a curated record
AUGGCUUGUGUAGCUGUAAACUCUCUUGUGAGAACUAUUGAGCUUGAGUUCUUGCAACCUCAACCUCGCCCAAUCGUACUACAAAAGCAACUCAUCCCUAGCAAUGAAAAGUUGAUCCAAAAUCUCCACCAGAAGCUUGGUAAUCUGAUAGAGCUGUUCGAUGAGAACAGGAUGGAUAAUAUCCAAGCUAUUAAAGAAUUGGAAACUAAGCUCAGAGAUGUGGCUUUCCGAGUGGAAGAUGAAAUUGAAUUCCAAAUCGUACAUCUUUAUGAUGAAGAAGAAGAUUUGGGAAUUGCAGAUCUUUUUGGGGAAACAGGGUAUUCAUUCAAACUUGGUUGUAUUUUGGAAGAAGCAAUAAGAGACAUUGAUGUCAUCCACAAAGAGUUGUCCAAAGUGAAGAUGGAGUACAAGCCGCGUGUCACAGCCGCCUUGCAAGCAAGGAAAACAACUACACUUGCCGAAGCUUCUACCAUGAUGGCGGGGGGGGGGGGGGGGGGGGGGGAUUCCUCCCAUCACCAACACGCUUCACACGCCCAGCCCCUGCACGGCAGCAGCAUAAUGGUGGGGAAAAACAAUGACUUCCACAUUGUAAAGGCUAUGCUAAUUCAGCAUUCAUCAAGGCAACUGGAAAUUGUCUCCAUUCAAGGUAUGGGAGGCAUCGGCAAGACAAUCUUAGCUAAACUAGUUUAUAAAGAUUCAUCAGUUGUCUCCCACUUUGACAUCCGAGCUUGGGCUGUUGCCUCACAAUAUCAUAAUAAGUUACAAAUGCUCACAAAUCUUCUUGAAUCAACGGGUCGUGUAGCUAGUGGCACUCAAGAGGAUCGGCUAGCACAACAACUGUACCAAAAUCUGAUGCAGCAAAGGUACUUGGUUGUGAUAGAUGACAUUUGGAGUGUAGAGGCUUGGGAUUCCAUCAAAGCUUGCUUUCCGGAUAAUGGAAAUGGCUGUCGAGUUUUGUUGACCACUCGCUCUGCAAAGGUGGCUACUAUUAUAGGCUCUAACAAUGACUUUUCACAUCAAAUACAAUUGUUAGGAGAAGGUGAUAGUUGGAAUCUAUUUCAUGAAAUGACAGGCAAAUUUCAGGGUUUUGAAUUCGAUAUGAUUGGGAGACAGAUUGUUGAGAAAUGCAAAGGAUUGCCUUUGGCAAUUGUUGUUGCUGCAGGUUUAUUUUCCAAACUUUAUACGCUAGACGAGUGGAAGAAUGUCGCAGAAGCUCUAAAUUCAUCUGCAACAACAACAACAAUUGAUGAAGAAUGCUCAAGGAUACUCUCAUCCAGUUACAAUCACUUGUCUCACAAUUUGAAGGCUUGUUUUUUAUAUUUGAGCAUAUUUCCAGAAGAUGCGGAGAUCGAUGUUAAAGAAAUUAUAAAGUUAUGGGUUGCUGAAGGGCUUGUAAAGACAUCUAAGGAUAUGAGCUUUGAUGCAGUGGCAAGAAGGCACAUUCAAGAACUCAAGGAUAGGAACCUAAUUGUUUUAAGUAAGCCAAGUAGUUGUGGAAGAAAAGUAAAGACAUUUAGAAUGCAUGAUUUAUUGCAUUCUUUUUGUGUGAGGGAAGCUAAAAAGGAGAAUCUUCUACAUGUUGUCUAUGAAAGUGGGUCCAAAUUCCCUCAGAAACAUUUCCGAUGGGUAAGCAUCCAAUCACGAAGGUUAUACAAAGAAACAUUAUAUUCUUCUUUAAUAAACUGUCGAUCCAUCUUCUGCUUUUCUAGACCGCAUACAUCUUCAAAUUCAAAAAUUAGCCCUCUAUUAAGAGUACUCUAUAAUACUCAGUGUGAGAUUGCUUAUCUUGUCCAUUUGAGAUGCAUAUUGUCAUGGGUGGCAGCUUCUACCAUUCCAUUUCGUAGUUGGAAUCUUCAAACACUUUCCGUUUGCCGUAUUGAUGAAAUGAGCUUUUUAGAGUUUCCACAACUACAACAUCUCCGUAGUCUCGGAAUUCCUAUGGAUUUUCCCAUAUGUUUUCAUCAAAACUUGAAGAGCAUUGGUAUGUUGAGAGUUGAUCACUGCACAAAAGAAUUUUUUACCAGUAUUCCAUACGUAAAGAAGGUAAAGAUUGAAUCUGAAGGAGGUUGGAAUGAUUGCAUUAAUAACAUUGCCUAUUUACACCAACUCCAGAGUCUGUUUCUUUUAAGUAAUAGGCAUCGGAUUCUGAUUCCAAAUAACAACUGCAUUGUUAAUUUGAAAAAUCUUAUGAAGUUGAGGUUGCUUUAUGUGAGCUUUGAGGGGAACGCAAUUAAUAUUUUUAGCAAGUUGCCUAAACUUGAGGUGCUACUGCUAAUACAGUGUGAGUGGAUCGGUGGAGGGUGGGAACUACUCGAAAAUGAGAGUUUUGACAAGUUAAUUUAUUUGAAAAUUAUUGCGAGUAAUCUUAAGCGUUGGGAAGCAAGUGAUUGUCAUUUUCCGAAUCUUGAGCGUCUAGUCCUUCAUUGGUGCGAAGAAUUGGAAAUGAUCCCAGCUGAGUUUGCAGAAAUUCAAAACUUGAAGUUAAUCGAAUUGCAUAGAUGUCUUCAAUCUGCGGUGGAUUCUGCCAAGGAAAUUCAAAGAGAACAACAUGAGCAUGGAAAUGAUAAUAUGGUUGUCAUUGAGGAAGACACAAUAGAGCCUCUCUCCAGCUCUGAUGAUGAACUUGAGCCAUAGUUUGUCAACAGUUGGCACUCAAACUUGAGCUGCUUCACCAUCCAACACAGUACUUCAUCCAUUUGACAUCAAACUAAUUAACUAACUCUGUAACUGACAGUUGUUAGAUUAGUUUAGAGUUAGUUUGGUUAGCUUAGAGUUUAAAUACUUCUAUUUUUCUUCCCUGCAAAAUAUUCAAUCAUUCUUGUAGUUAAUUGUGUUGAGAGCAUCAGUCUGUAAAUGCAAGUAUUCAAUGAAACAGUAACUCUUCUUGGUUUUCUCCCUAAAUCCUUCUGCUUCUGCGUCCCUUUCGACAUAGUUGAAUAAAAGCAUAAAAGGUGGCCGGGUCGGCCUAUUCUUCGCGGUGUAGAAGUUAUUGCAUCAUCGCUCAUUUUUCCGGAGUCCAGGAGAAAAUCACCUCUCCAUCGGUAUGUAGUCUGUGAUGUUUUAUUUAUUUAUUUUAUAUAUUUAAAUUCAUAUAAUGCUCUUCGCAUAUCUGAAUUGAAGAAUGUGAAUCAUACAUAUAUAUUUGCAAAUUGCAAUUGCAUAACCUCCUCAAAUACCUGAUAAGAGAGCUCUUAUAUAUUUUUUUUUGGACAUACGAGGGAGGAACCCAGUCAAUCCACCAACCACAAACUAAGCGUCAAGCAAGACAACUCUCCCCGUACAGACACCUAUAAGGUCAUUGCAAACCUGGCUUCUACAUCCCAAGGGUGGCUCAUCAAAUUCCAUCCAGUCUGUCUCCCCACCAAGUGGAAGCUUAGCCAGCUCAUCCGCUACCUGAUACACGUGCACUAUCUUGCACCCUCCAUCAAUACUCAUCUCCCUGAGAUGUUCCAUGAUGGUGUCCUGUUGUGAGAGGUGCAUGCAUGAAGUUACAAUCUCCUUAGAAUCAAUGUGGAUUUCACAGUUUUCAUAUCCUCUGCUUUUAACCCAGUGCAUCCCCAUCGCCAAGGCCUUCCACUCUGCUUCUAAGGGCGUCGCAGUCUGAAACUUCUGGGCACAUCCCGCAAUCCAAUUACCAUGUUUGUCUCUGAGAACAGCUCCUCCGCCCGCAAUGUUGUCGCUAUCUCUGUAGUUGCCGUCUACGUUCAAAAUGAAUUUGGCAAUAUUGGUCGUGGGCUACCACUUAAGUUUUUUGGGACCGAACUUUACAUGGGGUCCCCUGGUUUAGAAACUCUAGCAAAAGCUCUUCUAGUGUCUUGCCUUUGUUUCUCAAUCCAAUCAAUUUUCCGCUGGAUAUUUCACACAUUGCCUUGAAAAGUCGUGGUGUUCCUCCACUUCCACAACCACUAUAUAACAAUAGCAAAAGUAUUUUUCCAA